Mercenaria mercenaria is the source of this 5543-nucleotide messenger RNA. RefSeq names its product golgin subfamily A member 6-like protein 26. Gene Ontology annotation, cellular component: mitochondrial outer membrane. Gene Ontology annotation, biological process: mitochondrial protein catabolic process; mitophagy by internal vacuole formation. The transcript is spliced from 7 exons. The record is from RefSeq and is a predicted model, not a curated record. NCBI's taxonomy places the organism in Eukaryota, Metazoa, Mollusca, Bivalvia, Venerida, Veneridae. Bases 138 to 3041 code for a protein of 967 amino acids.
GGUACACUUAAUCGUUAUCUCAUAUUCGCCUGCGGAAUAGAACAAACUUAGCCUAAAAAUGGAUAAAAAUUGUAUUUAAUUCAGCAUGCAUGUUCAUGGAGUUGCAAUGCAAAAUGGUGUAGCAUUUGUCAUUGAUCAUGGCAAGAACAAGCAGAUUUCAAAGUAUGGACUUGUGGAGAAUCGGUCCUGUUGGAAGAGAAGAUCAUUGUAAAGAAGGAUAUCUUUUUAGAUCAUACAAAAACCUCUACCAUAAUGGCGCUAAUGCAUCAAUCGAACUCAAAUUUACACAAGUUCCACCACAGCCUUUUCAGCUGAGAAAAUUCCUUGAACAGCAAGAGGCAAAUGCUAAUGACUACCUAAAAUAUACUAAUACUAUCCGGUCACAAGAAAAAAAAGAAAAUCAGAAUCUUAAGAGAACAAUUAUGAGCCUUGAGGGAAGAAUGAAAUGCCUUGAAGAAGUGUUUGGCUAUAGAAAUGAUGCAUUGAUUGAGAAAAAUGAACGAUUAGUUCGUGAACUGCAUGGACAGAAUGAUAGGUUAUAUCAUAUGGAACGCCAGCUACAUCAAACUGAGCAUAAAUGGCGCCAAUCAGAAGCUGAAAAGAAUGUAUGUAUGACGUUACAAGAUAAACAAAUUCAUUAUCAAGAAUGGGAGUUUAAAACUCUGCUGGAAAUAAUGAGAAGUACUGAAAUAAAUAAAAGAAAUGAAGACUACGAAGACACAUGGUUGCGCUACAAAUAUAACGGAUUUUCUUCCGAGAAAGAACGAAUGCAACACUGUAUGACGCAAUGGAGUGAUAAAGGGACUGCCUUUAAUAAAGGAAUCGCUUUACUUAAGGCAGAGAUAGAAUGUCUUGAUAAAAAAAUAAAAGAGCUAGAAAAGAUAUCUGAGAGUAAAGAGAUCGAAAUCAAUAAAAAACAAGAAGCAGAGGAAAAAAUGGAUAAAGCCGUGAGAUCUCUUAAAGAGAAGAAUCAUCUUCAUCAAGCAGAGGUUGAGCGCUGUUAUGAGAAAAUCAAACAUCUAGAGGAAAUGUUAGUUAGUAAAAGAACCGCUACAAAUGACGGAAAUGAACGGCAAGCUCACCGUGUGAUGAAACAAAAAGAUGAAGAAAUUCUAGACCUGAGACAUCAGCUGAAACAGACAUUGAUGACACUUGAAAGGAAAGAGUCUGAAAUUAAUGCAACCAUUGCUUUGUUAAAGAAAAAGACGCAGGAUCUUGAAAAUGAGGUUGAACACCGUGAUAUGACAAUUAAAGACCUAGGCUAUAAAAAGAAAGAAUCGUGUGAUAGAAAUGAGCUUUUGGAAAAUAAAGUUAAGGAAAAGGAUUGCCAGUUAUAUAAAGAGAGAGAUCAGCGACAGCAUGCUUUUAAAAACAUGCAAGAAAAAGAAGCUGAAAUGGAAGAAAUCAUCGCGUCGCUUAAGGGAAAAGUUAAGCUUCUUGAGAAGGAUAUAGAACAUCGUGAUUUAAAUAUCAAACAUCUAGAGGAAAUGUUAGUUGGUAAAAGAACCGCUACAAAUGACGGAAAUGAACGGCAAGCUCACCGUGUGAAGAAACAAAAAGAUGAAGAAAUUCUAGACCUGAGAGAUCAGCUGAAAAAGACAUUGAUGACAUUGGAAAGGAAAGAGUCUGAAAUGAAUAAAAUCAUUGCUUCGCUAAAGAAACAGACGCAAGAUCUUGAAAAUGAUAUUAAGCAUCGUGAUAUGACGAAUCAACAUCUUCAAGCAGAAGUUGAGCGCUGUAAUGAGAAAGUCAAAAAUCUGGAGGAAAUGUUAGAUAGUAAAAGAACCGCAACAAAUGACGGAGAUAAACGGCAAUCAAACACUGUGAUGAGGCAAAAAGAUGACCAAAUUUCUGACCUGAGACAUCAGCUGAAACAGACACUAGAUAGGAAAGAGUCCGAAAUGAAUGAAAUCAUAGCUUCACUAAAGAAAAAGACGCAGGAUCUUAAAAAUGAAGUCGAACAUCGUGAUAUGACGAUAAAAGACCUAGGCUACAAAAAGAAAGAAACGUGUGAUAAAAAUGAACUUUUGGAAAAGAAAGUUAAAGAAAAAGAUUGUCAGUUAUACAAAGAGAGAGAUCAACGGCAACGUGCUUUUGAAAAGAUGCAAGAAAAGGAAUCUGAAAUGGAAGGAAUCAUCGCGUCGCUAAAGACGAAGGGUAAGCUGUUGGAGGAGGAUAUUGAACAUCGUAAUUUGAAAAUUAAACAUCUAGAGGAAGGAUUAAACAGUAAAACGAUUGGCGUUCCUGUGACAAAAGAACCAAACAGAGAUGUUAUGGAAAUGGAAAGCAAGGUUAUCGAACUGACAGAUCAACUGGAUCAGUCUUUGACCAAACUGCAAGAAACAAAAAUUGAGCUUGAUGAAACAAAAACAAGGCUCAGUAAAGCUAUGGGAAACAUGCUGACAGAUAACAACCCGAAUAUUGCUGACCUUAGCGACAAGAAUCGUCCAACAAAACUCUCUGAAAGAUAUGCUGAACUAUAUGACAAUCAAUGGACUGAUGCAUUUGACAUUCUUGAAAAGCGAUUCCAUACAGAGGAAAAUGCAAUUGCAGCACUUCUACAUAUGUUGAAGGAUGCCAUGACUUUCUGCAGAAACAAAGCCCAUGAACAAAUGGAGGAAUUACGACGUGUACUAGCAUUAUCAAACGAUAAGGAAGAUGGAGGCAUAUCGGCUGAUCUAGGCAAGCUCGUAAAAGAUUGCCGGAAAGCAACGGCAUCUAUGGCCGUAGGAAAUUUGCAUAAGAUGUAUAUGUCACAUGCUAGACAGUCAACAGAUGAAACAAUAAAAACAGCACAACAAGUCAGCUCAUUUACAAAAGAAUGUCUUGAAGUUUGCUGGUUCAUGGCGAUCCAAGACCCACCUGUUGUAUUUGCUCCCGAGCUAAGACAAGGUUCAAAAUUCAACACGGACUUGUUCAAACCCUACACCAGUAGUGGAACACACGUCGACUAUGUAGUCUGGCCUGCUCUGCUUUUACACGAAGGUGGCCCAGUACUGGCAAAAGGUGUGGCUCAGGGUAAAGGCAAGAAAUCAACGUAGAAAACGUUAUAAGUACAAACAAUCAGUACAAAAUACCGAUACCAAAUUACAGAAUAUUAUAGUGCAUGCAUAGUGUUUUGCACUAAAACAAACUUGUCACUAUCAAAAUUGAAGACUGCUACUCCUAUAUUAAUCAUAGAUACAAUUAUUGCUAGAACGAAAAGAAAAAAGUGCAUUUGCCCGUCAAAACAAUACACAGAUCUGUAACAAUUAAUCAAACAUCUGGACAUUACACGAAUAAUGUUAUACGAGUUUACAUAUUCUAUAAAGAGCUUUCAUCUCUAGUAAUUAUGCUAGAUUUAUUGAACGGACUUUAAAUUGGUACAUAAUCGGCCAUAUUGGUCAAUAUGCAUGUAAAUUCUACAUAAUUUCCUUGCAUCUUACUAGGUUUUUCAGUAUAACUCGCAUUCUUAUGAUAUGUACUUACGCAGAUAUAUUUUUUUCUAUGUAUUCUUGUUCUUUUCUCUAAUAAUCAGAUAAUUAGUUAAUAGUAAUUAGUUUAUCUUGAUAGUAUAUGCACGCGUCAUUUUAUUUUUUGUAUACUUAGAUUUCAAAUAGCAAGAUGUAUGUUUCUUAUAAUAAUUCUGUUAUACAUCAAGACAUUUUAUUAUUACUCAGCACAGAUGUUUCCCGCAAUGUCUUUGUGUGUCAUGUGCAACAUUCAGACCCCUUACUUCAUGUCAUCAAUCUUUGAGAUCAAAGGUUAACAGUGUCUGUUUGUGGCCUCCCCACAACUCUUCCCUCCAUCAAGGGAUUCUAGUAUUACUUUUGAAUGUGUGUCUAUUGAACAUUUUGUUGUACAUGAAUGCAUAUUGGGCUUGUCGCCAGUAAUAAAUGGCACACCAAUGACUAGACAUAAAUAUAAGAUGUCCUCCGAUGUUAGCAGACAUAUUUUCUCUAUUUAUUUAAAGACGAAAAGGGGAGGUUUUGAAUUAAAAAACAAAAACAAAUCUUAUUUUUCUUUUCGGAGUUGUUAAAUGUAUUUCAUAAACCAGUAGAAAAGAUGAGUGAAUACUUGUUAUUACUAUUAUUAUUAAUGUCGCUUCGUCGUCAUUGUAAAUACGACAUUGUCAAUAAAGUAAUCAAUGUUGUCAUUAUCUGUAUUAUCAGUACUACUCCCGCAUGAUAAUUGAAACGACAAACAUGUUUAUAUUAUCGUUUAGUUAUGGUUGCCAUGCAUCGUUGAACUCAAAAAGGUUGUCAAUGAAAGUUAAUGUUGUCAAUGUUAAGUGCAUACUGUAAUGUUAUACAAAAGUAUUUUCUGUAUGGAAACGAUUUAAUGAAGAAAAAUCAUAAUUAUCCAACAUAUUAUCGUUUGAGUUACCGUGCGGAAUUUAUACUAUUAUUGCUUUUUCCUUCAUAUGGUGUGGGUAAUUGUUAGACGAAUGUAAUGACGUCUUGCUAUUAAAAUGUCUUGUAAUACUAUUUGAUAUGGCUGCUGUCUUCUACACAUGAAUGUGCCAUAUGUAAAACUAAAUUUUAAAUCGUAUAUGCAAUUGUAUGCCUUUGUUGUAUUGCUUAAUAUACUGUGAAAUCAUGUAAUUUCAUGUGUACAAUAUUUCAUGGCUCUGCUCAUAACGUGUAUUUACUUUGGAUACGAAUUUGUGAUUAUUCACUUAACCAAUAUAUAACUUAUCAUGCUUAACGCGUUUGUUUCUGCCUUUGCGACAAGUGCAGAUCAUGAUCAAGCAGCACGGAUCAGCCUGCACAUCCGUGCAGCCCGAUCAUGACCUGCACUGUUCGCCAUUCACUCAGUAUAUUUUUGGUAAGCAUCCCUUUUAACAGUUAAAGGUACUGUCCAAAUUGAAAGAUGGACAAGUUCAUUAUAGAAAUAAUUAUUUAGCAGGAUAAGGGUUAAGGAAUGGGAGCUGUUCUUAUUCGUAUGAAACUAGUUUCUUGUUUUGAUGCAACCACAGAAUCCACGAAAGUUAGUCAUCCAAGGAUAUUAAUGCUUUCUGAGUAAAAUAUAUUCCUUAUUUAGAGACUUUUCUUUGACUUAUUUAUUCAAUGGAAACAAUCAUUUUUAUAUUUUUCAUAUAGUUUUCCUUUCCUGUAAUUUGUUGUUUUCGCACUUUGAUUUUUUAAAACCUGUAUUUGUAAUUUUAUGUUACCUGUAAUAGUCAUAUUGCUCACAGUAUUUAGAUUGCUUUGUUUGAUUUUCACAUAUUUCUUACUUUGAAACACAAAUAUAUCUAUAGACACCGGAUAUUCUUUUCCAUCUACAUGUAUUACUUUAUCAACAUAUUUCACCUUGCAAAUUUCUGUUCAUUUCAAAAUUUUAUAAAGAUUCAGUAUGAUAAUUUUUUGACUGAAAUAACUCUUUUUCAGAUUCAUGAUUAUGUAUAUUUUUGUCUGAUUGGGAAAUGCGAUGCAAACCACACAUUGAUUAAUGCUUGUAUAUUUAGUUAGAGUGCGUACUACAUGUUUAUUUCGUGGAAUUUUCCAGGUUUUACUUUCUAUAAAGCUAUAUACUUCUGAAAUUAUAGUUUGAUGUGUAUAAAA